AUGGCCUCGACCUCAGCUGCUGCCGGUCUUCUUGGCCGCCAACUCAAGCACAUGCAAACGGACAAGGACAUUCCGGGCAUCAGUGUCGGCCUGGUGGAUAACAACGUCUUUGAGUGGGAGGUCAUGCUCAUGAUCAAUGAUGACUGCAAGUUCUACGGAGGUGGCUUCUUUAGGGCACGUCUGUCAUUCCCGCCCGAGUACCCUCUGCUUCCUCCGAAGAUGAAAUUCGAGACUCCCAUUUUCCACCCUAAUAUCUAUCCCAGCGGCGAUGUCUGCAUCUCCAUCCUACACCCUCCGGGUGACGACAAAUACGGCUACGAGUCUGCUUCGGAACGUUGGUCGCCGGUCCAGACUCCUGAAACCAUCCUCCUCUCCGUCAUCUCCAUGCUAUCAUCACCGAAUGAUGAGAGUCCUGCUAACGUCGAGGCCGGGAGGCUGUGGCGCGAUGACCCCAAGGAAUUCAAGAAGAAGGUCAGGAAGUGUGUGAGGGACAGCCUCGAGGAGGGCAUGUAA
Diplodia corticola is the source of this 513-nucleotide messenger RNA. Its product is annotated as ubiquitin-conjugating enzyme e2 15. Gene Ontology annotation, cellular component: cytosol; endoplasmic reticulum. The transcript is spliced from 3 exons. NCBI's taxonomy places the organism in Eukaryota, Fungi, Ascomycota, Dothideomycetes, Botryosphaeriales, Botryosphaeriaceae. The record is from RefSeq and is a predicted model, not a curated record. Bases 1 to 513 code for a protein of 170 amino acids.